UCGCCGCCAGAGGUCUCUCCUUUCCACCCUCCAAGAUGCCGAACCGACUGCCAAGCGUUAGCGUCAAGGACGUCAACCAGCAACACUUCACCAGGGCUUUUGCCAACUUCCUGAAGAAGUCUGGCAAGGUGAAGGUUCCAGAAUGGUCUGAUCUUGUAAAGACUGCCAGCUUCAAGGAGCUUGCCCCAUUCGAUGAUGACUGGUUUUACACCAGGGUGGCUGCCCUUGCCAGACACAUUUACAUGCGCUCUCCCGUUGGAGUUGGUGGCGUAAAGAAAAUCUUUGGAGGCCGCGUGAACCGUGGUAGCGCCCCCUCCCACUACGUCAGGAGCUCUGGAUCUAUUGCCCGCAAGGCCCUCCAGACCCUCGAGUCUCUGAAGCUUGUAGAGAAGGGUCCCAAUGGUGGACGUCGCCUGACCUCCCAGGGACACAGGGAUCUGGAUCGUAUCGCUUCCCAGAUUAGAGUUAGGGUCAAGUCCACCAAGUUCACCAAACCCAAACCCAAGGUUGUAGUCAAGAAACCUAAGGCCAAGACCGGUGGCAAGACUGAAUAAACAUUUGUUGACUUCAAAA
This is a messenger RNA of Penaeus chinensis, 573 nucleotides long. Its product is annotated as 40S ribosomal protein S19-like. Gene Ontology annotation, cellular component: ribosome; cytosolic small ribosomal subunit. The transcript is spliced from 5 exons. The record is from RefSeq and is a predicted model, not a curated record. Gene Ontology annotation, biological process: ribosomal small subunit assembly; translation. Gene Ontology annotation, molecular function: structural constituent of ribosome; RNA binding. The coding region runs from base 36 to 554 and encodes 172 amino acids. Lineage: Eukaryota; Metazoa; Arthropoda; Malacostraca; Decapoda; Penaeidae.